AUGUCUGGCUUGGCUACCCUUUGGUCUGAUUUAAAAGAGUCUUUCUUGCCCGCUGUGGCACUGGCCGAUAACGAGGAACCCGUUGAGGACGCUCCCGCCGACGAGGAAGGAGACGAGGACGACGACGAGGACGACGAGGACGACGAGGAUGACGAGGACGACGAGCCCGUCGACCCUCAGGAGACUAUGCGCGAGCAGUACACCCAGACUGUGUGCAAGAGCGCCAAGCACCACUUUGACGAGUGCGUUGCACGCGUCACUGCCGAGAUGGAAGAGGACGGCUACGAGGAUAAGGACUACAAGGAGGAUUGCGUUGAGGAGUUCUUCCACCUGUCUGAGUGCCUUGACCACCACAUUGCCCCUGUCUUAUUCAACAAGCUCAAUCUACCUUCACCAAUGUCCAAGUCCAAGAACCACACCAACCACAACCAGAACAAGAAGGCUCACCGCAACGGUAUCAAGAAGCCCCAUACCUUCCGUUACCCCUCCAUGCGUGGUGUUGACGCCAAGUUCCGCCGCAACCACCGUUGGGCUCUCCGCGGCACCGCCAAGGCUCUUGCCGAGAAGAAGGCCGAGUAA
This is a messenger RNA of Wickerhamiella sorbophila, 579 nucleotides long. RefSeq names its product 60S ribosomal protein L29. The record is from RefSeq and is a predicted model, not a curated record. Gene Ontology annotation, cellular component: ribosome; cytosolic large ribosomal subunit. Gene Ontology annotation, biological process: cytoplasmic translation. The transcript has 2 exons. NCBI's taxonomy places the organism in Eukaryota, Fungi, Ascomycota, Dipodascomycetes, Dipodascales, Trichomonascaceae. The coding region runs from base 1 to 579 and encodes 192 amino acids. Gene Ontology annotation, molecular function: structural constituent of ribosome.